GGGUAGUCCAGGAGCAACUGCCAGCUGUAAGACAUACCGACUGGACCAGUAUAAGUAUUGCCUUUUAUGAAGAAGAGAUUACUAAUGGGAUCAUCAGCUUAUUCACCUUUGGACUGCUUCAUCCAAGCAAACCCACACAGGAAGACUGAAAUCAAGAGGAGGAACCAUCAAAGUCUACACAGCACUGAAGAUGAGCCAGAAGUGCCUCGGUUGUGCUGGCUUACUGUAAAAAUUAUAGGCAUGAGAAACCUCCGCAAAGCAGAUGUGUUGAGCCAGACUGACUGCUAUGUCAAGCUGUGGCUGCCAACAGCUUCAUGCCAGGAAGCCCGGACAAGAACUAUAUGCAACAGCAGAAACCCUGUCUGGAAUGAAACUUUCUUCUUCAUGAUACAGAGUGAAGUAAAGAACAUCCUGGAGCUGUCAGUCUGUGAUGAGGAUGCUUUAACACCCGAUGACCAGCUUUUGACUGUUCGUUUCGAUGUAGCUAAAGUCCAACCUGGAGAAAAAGUCCACCUGAAUUUUGAGUUGGAUCCAGAGAGUCAGGAAGAACUGGAAGUGGAAUUUCUACUGCAUAACAUUCCAGGUGUAUCUGAAAACAUCAUCACUAAUGGCGUACUAGUGUCUCGUGAAGUUUCCUGCUUGGGAGUACAUGUGAAUGAAAUGAAAAUUAAAAGCCCUUACACAAGGAGAGAUUUCACUUUUACGAUGAAAGGAUCCUAUGAAGAAACCCAGGAUGUUUCCAUUGGUCCUCGCUGCAGAUGGGGAACCAGUGAGACCACCAUGUUCCACUACAUGAAGCACAGCCAACCCAGGCUGCACAUGAAGCUGCCAAAGGAGCAUUAUUUCUGUGGUUGUGGCUCAGCUGGGAAGGAAAUUGGUGCAAAUCAUUCCCUCGCUGUGCCUCUCCAUUCUCUGGACUUGGGAAAGAAAGUGACAGUGAUGAAAAAUGAAUCUUACGAGGUGUCUGUGAAGGAAGAAGAGAGUUGCAAGAAUUUGGAUUUGCGGUUGGGGUUUGAUCUAUGUGCAGAGGAGCAGGAUUUCAUCUGUAAAAGAAAGAAGGUGGUCGCUGCUGCUCUGAAAAACGUUCUUCAUCUAGAUGAAGACCUGCAGGAAGAUGAGGUGCCGGUGGUUGCAGUCAUGACCACAGCAGGGGGAGUGCGGUCCAUGACGGCUAUGUUUGGCAGUCUUCUGGCUCUCCAGGACUUAGGUGUUUUGGACUGUGUCUCAUACAUCAGUGGUUUAUCUGCCACCACGUGGACCAUGGCAAAGUUGUAUGAAGAUGCAAAUUGGUCACAGAAGGAUAUCAGAGGGCCAAUUGGUGAUAUCAAGGAACAUGUGAUCAAGAGCAAGAUGCACUGUUUCUCACUGGAUCAUAUGAAAUACUAUGAACAGGAGCUUUGUGAAAGAAAGCAAGAGGGUCACAAACUAUCCUUUACAGAUUUAUGGGGACUCUUCAUUGAUUGUAUGCUACAUCAUCAGGGAAGUACUCAGAAACUCUCUGAUCAGCAGCUGGCAGUAAAUCAGGGACAGAAUCCACUGCCCAUAUACCUGUCCCUCAAUGUCAAGGAUGACUAUAGCACUUUGGAUUUUAAAGAGUGGGUGGAGUUCACACCUUACGAGGUGGGUUUCCUAAAAUAUGGGGCCUUUGUUCGUUCAGAGGAUUUUGGCAGCGAGUUCUAUAUGGGUCACCUGAUGAAGAAGAUCCCCGAGUCCCGCAUCUGCUUCUUGGAAGGCACAUGGAGCAAUAUAUAUUCCCACAAUUUUAUGGAUGCCAUCUACCUCUCAGGUCAUUCAGAGGACUUCUGGCAUAGAUGGACCAGAGAUACUGAGUAUGACAUUGAGGAAGACCCUUCUCUGCCCAAGAAGCCUCAUGAACAGGCAACGUGCUUAUCUGUUCCCAAAGGUUACCUUUCCAGUACACUUCGAGAAAUGAUGACUGGUCGGCCAGUGGUUUCCACUUACCGUAAUUUCCUCAAGGGCUUGCAGCUACAUAACAAGUAUUUAGAGAAUGAGAGAUUUUGCAUGUGGAAAGACACAGUGCUGGAUUCUUCUCCCAACCAGCUGAACGAAAGGGAUGACUACCUCAAGCUGGUAGAUACAGCUUUCUUCAUCAACACCAGCUGCCCACCCAUUCUGAGGCCAGAGAGGAAAGUGGAUGUCAUUUUGCACUUAAAUUACAGCGGAGGAUCACAGACUCUGCCACUGGACCUAUUCUCAGAGUACUGUUUAGAGCAUGGGAUCCCAUUCCCCAGCACAGAGCUCAGCCAGGAAGACCGGGAACACCUGAAGGAGUGCUAUGUGUUUGAGGACAGCUUAGAGGCACCACUCUUGGUCUAUUUCCCACUGGUGUGUGAUACAUUCCAAAAAUACAAGGCACCGAAUGUGGAGCGCACUCCCUCAGAGAUGGAGGAAGGAAAAGUAGAUGUGUCCAACUGUAUUGCUCCCUAUGGCACUGGUCUGCUGACAUACAGUGAAGAGAAUUUCAACAAGUUGCUGAACCUGUGCAGCUACAAUAUCCUGAAUAAUAAACAUUUAAUUCUUCAGGCUUUGCGAACUGCAGUGGAACGAAAGAAGUGUUUAAAAACCUGUUCAUCUCCUCAGUCAUCUAAACUCUCUUAAAGUAGAUUUUGACCAAUUUCAUCAGAAAGAGAUAUAUACAAAUAUUUUGGUAGAAAGAGAUAGACACAAAUAUUUUGGUAACAGACUAAUAAAAUAUUCAGGAGAUAUAAAUCCAUGCAGAAUGACCAUCCAUGUUCACUUGCUAAAAGGAAUUAUUAUGUAUUUUACUUAGUACUGUGUGUGUAAAGGACUGAUGUUGGUUCUGCCAAGUCAUUGGUAAGUCAUGAUUACUUUAAAAAAAUUCUUGACUGUUUUAGGGAAUGGACAGGCAGUUGUAGAGCUAUAGGGUCCUAUUUGGAUACACAGCCAUAUAAGAAUGAGGUUUCAACCUCACAACAAUUUGUACCGGAUUUGGAUGCAAAUCUUGGAGGUAUGUGGCCUAUGAACCAGAGCACAAAGCAAAGAUCAAGCAAAGCCUUGCCUUGUGCACGGAUCCCUGCAUGUGACACUAAGGAGUAAACCUGAUUCCAGGAAAGGAAGGCUGAGAACUGACGAAUGGAACUGCACAUGAUGUUUUCUGCUUUCUCAGUAUCCAUCUGUUAGGCAGAAGCCUAACCUUCAGUGGAUUUACCUGCUUGGCUGUCAUUGCAACGACUCUAUGUUUCUGAGGGACUGCUCUGGAGUGAUCAUGCAACAGCCUGAUUUUUCUGCCAACUGCCCGACAAGAAUCAUCUGACUGCAUCCAUUGCUGCUGAACUUCUCUCUAUUGCUUACCAAGUAGAUUUUGAAGCUGAGGGUAGCAGUUAAGGUCAAAACCUACACCCAGUGGGUUUGAUGAAAACAGUUUUAACAGACUGCGGCCAUAAAUGUGUCUUCCUUUUAAAUCUGCUGCUGGCUCACAGGUGUUUUUGAUUGCUUGUGAUACUCCUUUGACUUCUGCAAUCUUAUGGUGGUCAGUGUUAUUCCUACUACUAUUUAAAAGAGAGAGGAAAGUGUUCAUGAGAUGUUUCAUACUUAUUUUAGAUAAAUGCUUAUUUAAGACAAUAUAUUUAACUGUCAUUCUUAAAUCUUAUUUUAUCUUGUAUAUAUCAAUAUACAUAGUGUGUAAUACUAAAUACUAAGUACCCACGUGUAAUCUUAUUAAAAAUAAGAAUCUUCUAGAUGCAA
This is a messenger RNA of Melopsittacus undulatus (budgerigar), 3726 nucleotides long. Its product is annotated as cytosolic phospholipase A2 epsilon-like. The coding region runs from base 67 to 2619 and encodes 850 amino acids. Lineage: Eukaryota; Metazoa; Chordata; Aves; Psittaciformes; Psittaculidae. Gene Ontology annotation, cellular component: cytosol. Gene Ontology annotation, biological process: glycerophospholipid catabolic process. Gene Ontology annotation, molecular function: calcium ion binding; calcium-dependent phospholipid binding. The transcript is spliced from 21 exons. The record is from RefSeq and is a predicted model, not a curated record.